Messenger RNA from Mercurialis annua (annual mercury), 1823 nucleotides. RefSeq names its product ferrochelatase-2, chloroplastic. The record is from RefSeq and is a predicted model, not a curated record. NCBI's taxonomy places the organism in Eukaryota, Viridiplantae, Streptophyta, Magnoliopsida, Malpighiales, Euphorbiaceae. Bases 122 to 1606 code for a protein of 494 amino acids. The transcript has 9 exons. Gene Ontology annotation, molecular function: protoporphyrin ferrochelatase activity. Gene Ontology annotation, biological process: heme biosynthetic process.
GAGUGGGUGAUAAUAGAGUGGCUGUGUUUCCCAGUUUGUGAUAAGUCACUCUCCACUCCACAAAACACACUCGCUCUUUUACUUAUUUUGAAGCACAAAAUAAAGAUCACUAAAACCUAAAAUGAACUGUGGAUCAAUGAACGCUGCAGCAACUCCUUCAACAGCUAGCCGCAACCCAUGUCUCUCCGCUUCUCGCAAUUCCAAGUUCCCCCUAUUACUGCCGCAAGCCUCUCAAAGGAUAUGCUGUAAUAAUGUAACAAAACUGACGAGCAGUUUGGGAUUGUCGAAGCAACAUGUGGGCAAGUGUGUUGGUAAUGAAUUGGGAGGUGCGGUUACUUCAAAAUCUCUUAUUGGUGAUGACAAAGUAGGAGUUUUGCUGCUUAAUCUUGGAGGUCCUGAGACUCUUGAAGAUGUCCAGCCUUUUCUCUUUAACCUUUUCGCUGACCCCGACAUCAUACGCUUGCCAAGGCUGUUUCGUUUUCUUCAGAAGCCCCUGGCUCAAUUCAUAUCCGUUGCAAGGGCGCCCAAGAGCAAAGAAGGCUAUGCUUCGAUUGGUGGUGGUUCCCCUCUUCGCCAAAUUACUGAUGCACAGGCCGAGGAACUGAGAAAAUCACUUUGGGAGAAGAAUGUCCCUGCAAGUGUGUAUGUUGGUAUGCGCUAUUGGCACCCAUUCACUGAAGAAGCCAUUGAACAGAUAAAAAGAGAUGGAAUCACAAAGCUGGUUGUUCUUCCACUUUAUCCACAAUUCUCUAUAUCAACUAGUGGAUCAAGCCUCCGUCUUUUGGAGAGUAUAUUUCGGGAAGAUGAAUAUCUUGUUAACAUGCAACACACUGUAAUACCUUCCUGGUACCAACGUGAAGGAUAUAUAAAAGCCAUGGCAGAUUUGACUGAAAAAGAAUUACAAAAAUUUGAUUCUCCUGAGAAGGUUGUGAUAUUUUUCAGUGCACAUGGUGUGCCCCUUGCAUAUGUGGAAGAAGCUGGUGAUCCAUACAAAGCAGAGAUGGAAGAAUGUGUGGAUCUAAUAAUGGAAGAGUUAGAGAAGAGAAAGAUCACUAACGCAUACACACUUGCCUAUCAGAGCAGAGUUGGACCUGUUGAAUGGUUAAAGCCCUAUACGGAUGAUACAAUCAUAGAACUUGGGAAAAAAGGGGUGAAGAAUCUCUUGGCUAUCCCUAUCAGCUUUGUUAGUGAGCACAUUGAAACUCUAGAAGAAAUUGACGUGGAAUAUAAAGAAUUGGCUCUCAAGUCUGGUAUAGAAAAAUGGGGACGAGUUCCUGCAUUAGGAUGUGAACCGACCUUUAUUUCAGACUUGGCAGAUGCCGUUAUCGAGUCUCUUCCUUAUGUUGGAGCUAUGGCAGUCUCAAAUCUUGAAGCUCGACAGUCUUUAGUUCCACUUGGCAGCGUGGAAGAGUUGUUGGCUACAUACGAUUCAAAACGUAGGGAGUUACCAUCACCGGUGACAGUGUGGGAAUGGGGUUGGACAAGAAGUGCAGAAACUUGGAAUGGAAGAGCAGCUAUGUUGGCAGUUGUUGUUCUGUUGGUUCUUGAAGUCACCACCGGGCAGGGUUUUUUGCACCAGUGGGGUAUACUUCCUUCGUUUCAAUAGACAAGAGCGUGUACAUAAAUGUAAAUUUUGUUCUACUUUUGCAUUAAAUUAGCAUACUUAAACCGGAUCUUGAGACAUUAUUGUUCAUCGUCCAUAUGGGUUGGUUAUAGUACAAGCGCAGGCUGAGUAGCAAUAAAUGUGGGUGAUGGGAAGAGAAGUGUAUUAUAGAUGUCAUAAUUGUUUCCUUUUGCACAUGUAUAUUCAAAUUUUGUUGCUA